GAGUUAUGCCACUCCCUUAGAUUAAGCGCCGGGCGAUCUCCACUUAAACUGCAGGCCAAAGCAUAAAGGCACCCUACUCAGUUAUCAUCACAUCGUCAACGCCAGUGUUCACUACAUUCAACUGAAAACAAUUCUUCCCGUUGAGUAAGAACACCCAUCAACCAUUAUGCAAGCAAUCCUCGUAGGAAUCUUUUUGGUAGCGGCAUUCUGCGGUGCCGAUGCUACAAUGCAAUGCUACAAUUGCACACUGCUCUCUAUGACGUUCAGUGGUCAAGAAAUGCAAGUUGGUGAGAAAGGAUGUCAGGAUCCUUUCAACAAUUUGAACAUCACACUUGUACCAUGUGAGACAUCGUGCGUGAAAUCCAUUUCCGAAGGAAGCAUGCCCUCUAUAAGGCGAUGGUGCUACGACGAGCCUUCAAUCCCAGAAUGCACGCAAUUGGAAAAUUUUGAAAUUAUGGGUAUAACUGUGAGUCAAUAUUGCUGCACUGGAGACAAAUGUAACAAUGCUGGAGCGGUUGGGUUAAGUCUAAUCCUUGCAAUUACUGCCGCAAUUACUGCACUUCUGUUUUAGUGACGUAUACUAAAGCGGUCUUUCACAACGUAAUUUCCAUCUGAAAUCAAUAUGCACAAGUAUACAUUUCAUUCGAUAACUAAUUAAGUAGAAAUGGGGGCUUUUUGAACGCGUGGUGGCGGCAGACUUAAUACGUAAAUUCCAUUGCUCUCGUUAAUGUGCGUAUGCGCAGAACUACGUUAACAAUUUAAAUUUACAUAGUAUGUCUGCUGCCACCUAGCGUUCAAGCUGAGUCUUUUGUGAUAAUAAUUGAAUUACAACACAACUCUUCAAAAUAAAGCUUUGAUGUGAACAGACAGCUAUUGGUAUACUUCAAUCAUAUCUGUUUAGUGUAAUAAUUAUCAGCAAGUGCGGAGAUUUCAUUGUUUAAAUCGUCUAAUUUUAUUGACAUUAUUUGGGAAAUGUCAAGUCCAUUUGCUUUUCGUUUCUAGAGACUAAG
This is a messenger RNA of Asterias rubens (European starfish), 1010 nucleotides long. RefSeq lists its product as uncharacterized. The record is from RefSeq and is a predicted model, not a curated record. NCBI's taxonomy places the organism in Eukaryota, Metazoa, Echinodermata, Asteroidea, Forcipulatida, Asteriidae. Gene Ontology annotation, biological process: regulation of synaptic transmission, cholinergic; sleep; positive regulation of voltage-gated potassium channel activity. The transcript is spliced from 4 exons. Bases 167 to 571 code for a protein of 134 amino acids.